AGGAAAAAAGACUCAUAAUGAAGGUGAAGAAAACUCUUCUUCCUUCAGAAUUUCAAAAGAUAGCAAAUCUAAAGCGGGAUCGAAAAUUCCAGACUAGAAUAAAACAGUUGUAUGUACAUACAUGGGACAAAUGUUAAUGUGGCUUAAACACAAUAUGCAUCCGAAAGCAAAGGCAUAUACCAAAGAUGAAUCAAUGAAAUUAAUUAGAAAAUAUAUUGAAAGAAACGAUGAAUAUUUGAAGCUAAUUGCAAUGAAUCGUUCUAUGGGAAGAGGCACGCAAUAUGCUGAAAGAGACGAGGAGAAGAUAAAGAUGACCAGAUGGGACGAGCAGGCAAUGUUCGACACUGAUGGAAUUAGAAUUCCAGACAUUUUAUGUCCAAAACAAUGCAAAUUGUUAAAGAACUGGAAUGGUGAUUUGAACCUUUUACAUACCUUUAAGUAUGCAAGAUUUAGAAGUAAUAGAAUAAUCAAGAAUAGAAUGAAUUUUCAUUUAUAGUUUCACACGAAAAAUAACAAAGCAUUAUCAAAAAACCAAAUAACAAAGCAAUACUAAAAAUACCAAAAGUAUCAAAAUUGUAUUAAUAUGCAUUUAGAAUAUAAGGAAUAAAGUAAAACUAAAGCCUAGUCUAAAAUUAUAUUAAUCUUUUCCAUACAAACGAUAUUUCGAGUCCUUUCAAUUUUUAUUCAUCAUGGAAAUUUCUAACUUCUAAAGUUGUUCCUCACUCCUUAACUUCUUCUAAAAAAUCUGCACAUAAUGGAGAUCUUCGUAUGAUAGGACGAAAUUAUCAG
Molecule: messenger RNA, 789 nt
Organism: Wasmannia auropunctata (little fire ant)
Lineage: Eukaryota; Metazoa; Arthropoda; Insecta; Hymenoptera; Formicidae
Product: translation machinery-associated protein 16-like
Exons: 4
Coding region: 122-496 (124 amino acids)
Cellular component (GO): nucleus
Source: RefSeq, a predicted model, not a curated record